This is a messenger RNA of Boeremia exigua, 4615 nucleotides long. RefSeq lists its product as uncharacterized. Gene Ontology annotation, molecular function: chromatin binding; pyrimidine nucleotide binding; single-stranded DNA binding. Lineage: Eukaryota; Fungi; Ascomycota; Dothideomycetes; Pleosporales; Didymellaceae. The record is from RefSeq and is a predicted model, not a curated record. Bases 223 to 4578 code for a protein of 1451 amino acids. The transcript has 4 exons. Gene Ontology annotation, biological process: mitotic DNA replication initiation; leading strand elongation; DNA replication. Gene Ontology annotation, cellular component: alpha DNA polymerase:primase complex.
UAAGGGCCUGGGGUCGUGACGUGAACAAAUGAGGAAAUUCCAUAUCAAAUCACGCUAGAUUGUUUUGGGUGUAAGUGGAAAGCGCGUCACGCUAGUGCACGCGACGCGCGAAACCACUUUACGGCACCAGCCCUCGACGCGCCCACGACACCGCUUGAGUAUCUUGCACGAGCCUCUUGCCUGUUUUCUUCUUGUCUGAGUUUCUUAUACCUAUAAUACACAAUGUCUCGUGCGGCCAAACUAGCAGAGCUGCGAGCAUUGCGCGCUGCUGGCAAGACGCGCCUUUCCACAUACGAAGUCGCGGAAGAAGAGGACCUCUACGACACAGUCGACGACGAGGGUUACAAGAAGAUCGUACGGAAUCGGUUAGAUCAGGACGACUUUAUCGUAGACGACAACGGCGAGGGCUACGUCGACGAUGGCAGAGAAGAGUGGGAUGAUGGCCAGGGCCGCUACAAAUAUGCUGCUACAGAUAGCGAAGAGGAUGAUGAGCGGCCCAAGGGUAAAGCUGCCAAAAGGAAACGAGAUGAAGACGCGGAGAAACAGGAGAAGAUCAACAGUGGUAUCAGCAAGUACUUCAGCGCGAACACUGCCGCAAAGGCGCCAAAACCGAAGCCUUUGGCCAGUGCUGCCGACGUCGACUUCAUGGACGACCUGCUCGGCGAAAUAGAUACGAAUACUGCCAGCCGCUCUACAACGCGCAUGCGCCCCGUAAAGACCGAAGCUCGAAGAAAGACACGAGUCUUGUCCCCACCGGUGUCAGAGAACAGACGUGCUGCAAAGGCCAGACGGACGAACGACUCCGACUCGUACAUGCCAGAUACGCCGCCAGCAGCAAAUGCAUAUGCAGACGACGAUGAUCUACCUACAUUCAACGAUGAUGACGUACCCAUGAGCGACGCGAUUCUGCCAUCAUCACCCGUUGCUAAGGCUGUGGAGCGGAAGUCGAAACCUAAGGUGAAAUUCGAAGAGGAAGAGGAGGAUUUGAUGGAAGUGGCUUUACCCACUGGACACAGCGGCUUACCGGUGGCUAGCGUAAACAUGGCUGGAAAACGACCCAUAGCCAAGAUCAAGAGAGCGGAGUACCCGACACCAGCCAGCUCCUCUCCCGUAGGCCCCUCUACAGCCUCGAUAGAUCCAUCUUCCUGGAGCGAUGUCACCAGCAAGCUCAACGUCAUGAGCAGUCCGGCUCCACAAACCACCGGUGUGGGGAAGAUGAAAUCGGAGUCAGUGCUGGAGGAGGAUGGCAGUCUUCACAUGUUCUGGACCGACUACACAGAGGUCCACGGCAGUCUCUGCCUUUUCGGUAAGGUCAAGGAUAAGUCGACAGGCGGCUAUUCAAGCUGUUUCGUCAAAAUCGACAAUGUCUUCAGGGAGCUUUACUUCCUGCCACGCGAGUUCCGCCAUGUCAGAGGUGUAGCGACAAACCAGGAGGUCGAAAUGAGCGAUGUCUACGACGAGGUCGACUCGAUCAUGUCGAAACACCGAGUCACAAUGCACAAGAUCAAGCCCUGCACAAGAAAGUAUGCAUUUGAGCUACCAGACGUGCCCAAGGAGGCGGAUUAUCUGCAGCUGCUGUAUGGCUACGACAAGAUGCCUCUUUCUGCGGAACUCACCGGUGAAACCUUCUCUCGGGUCUUCGGUACGAACACUUCUCUUUUCGAACAAUUCGUUCUAGGAAAGAAUGUGAUGGGUCCUUGUUGGCUGAAGAUUGCCAAUGCGGACUGCGGCUCGAUCCACAACGCCUCGUGGUGUAAACUCGAGGUGUCAGUCACGAAGCCCAACGACAUCACAGUCCUCAGUAAUUCAGACAACCUCGAUGCUCCUCCAAUGACUCUCAUGAGUCUGUCACUACGCACAACCUUCAAUGCCAAGGACAACAAGCAAGAAAUCCUUAUGGCCAGCGCGAUGAUCUACGACAAUUUCUCCCUCACAGAUACGACCUCUAUCGACGAGAUGCCAUGCAAGAGUUUUACUAUCAUGCGACCAAACGGUACCGCUUUUCCAGUUGGAUUCCAGCCCGAGGCUGCGAAGCUGAAGGGUAACUUCUCGUUUAUGAAAACCGAGAAGGAGCUACUGAGCUUGCUCAUGGCUAUGUUUCAGCGACACGAUCCCGAUGCGCUCAUCGGCCAUCGUUUGGACGACGUGGACUACAGUGUACUCCUCAAUCGUCUUCGUGAGAACAAGACACCAGGAUGGCACAGAGUGGGCCGCCUAAAGAGGAGUGACUGGCCAAAGAACUUCGGAAAGGGCGGUGGGAGCUUCUUCGCCGAGAAACAACUAGCCGCUGGCCGCUUGCUAUGCGACUUGGCCAACGAUAUGGGAAAAUCUCUCAUGACAAAGUGCCAGUCCUGGAGUCUGGAAGAGAUGUGUCAGCUUGUGCUGAACAAGCGCCGUGAGGAGCUGGACAAUGAAGCUGCGCUGAAGACCUGGGCAACCACAAAAGAGGGACUGCUGAAUUAUGUCAAGCAUUGUCAAGCCGAUGCCUACUUCAUUGCUGCUAUUUCGAUGAAGGUACAACUGCUCCCCCUCACCAAGGUCUUGACGAAUCUUGCUGGUAACUCAUGGGCUCGAACAUUGAGUGGUACCCGUGCUGAGCGAAACGAGUACAUUCUGCUCCACGAAUUCCACAAAAACCAGUACAUCUGUCCUGACAAGCAGUGGGGCAAGGGCAAGAUCAAGGUUGAGGACGACAAUGCUGAGGGUGAAGAAGGCAUCGAUGCAAAGAAGAAGGAUAAGUUCAAGGGUGGUCUUGUCUUUGAGCCCGAGAAGGGCCUUUACGACAAGUUCAUCCUGGUCAUGGACUUCAACUCUUUGUACCCCAGUAUCAUUCAGGAGUUCAACAUCUGCUUCACAACAGUAGAGCGAUCCGACUUGGUCGAAGACGAGGACAAGGUGCCCGAGGUGCCUACAACCCAAGACCAAGGUAUCCUCCCCCGGCUUAUUGCGACGCUCGUUUCUCGCCGUCGCGAGGUCAAGAAGCUUAUGAAGGACAAGUCUGCCACCGUAGAUCAGUUGGCCACCUGGGACAUCAAACAGCUUGCCUUGAAGCUUACUGCCAACUCCAUGUACGGAUGUUUGGGAUACACAAAGUCGCGUUUCUACGCACGACCGUUGGCUAUGCUCACUACAUACAAGGGUCGUGAGAUUCUGCGACGAACAAAGGACAUGGCUGAGGAGAAGAUGCUUCGUGUCAUCUACGGUGACACUGAUUCCGUCAUGAUCAACACCAAUGUCGACAACAUUCAGGAUGCCCUCAAGCUUGGUAACGAGUUCAAGAAGGAGGUCAACGACAGCUAUAGACUGCUCGAGAUUGACAUCGACAAUGUGUUCCGCCGCAUCCUCUUACAUGCAAAGAAGAAGUACGCUGCCAUUAACAUGGUUCCCGUUGAUGGAAAAUAUAUCGAAAAACUUGAGGUCAAGGGUCUCGACAUGAGGCGCAGAGAAUACUGUGCCCUCUCUAAAGAGACUUCAACUGAACUUCUGAACUUCCUCCUCAGCGGCGAAGACCCCGAAACGGUCGUCGAGAAUAUUCACAACCACCUGCGCGAGCUCAGCAAGAAGAUGCGCGAAAACGCAAUCCCUGCACGCAAGUACACCAUCUACACUCAGCUGGGAAAGAACCCCGACCAGUACCCCAACGGCGCCUCCAUGCCAUCAGUGCAAGUGGCUCUGCGCCUCCAAGCAAAGGGGAAACACGUCAAAGCGAAGGACGUCAUGUCCUUUAUCAUUACAGGCGACUCGUCCGGAUCCGCCGAGAAUGCUGCAAAAAACGCCUACCCAGUCGACGAAGUCCUCAAACCUGGCAGCGAACUCAAGCCCGAUAUCGACUACUACCUCCACAAGCAGAUCCUGCCGCCCGUCGAGCGUCUCUGCGCCCCCAUCAGCGGCACAAACAUCACACAGCUCGCCGCCUGUCUCGGCCUCGACACAACCAAAUACCGCGUCUCGACCGCCACCUCGGGUCAGCCCGAGACCGAAAUCCACCCCCUCGAAUCCCAGAUCCCAGACGCCAUCCGCUUCGAGCACUGCACCCCGCUCUUUCUCCGCUGCCGCGCCUGCACCGCCACCGCACCCUUCCCCGGCGUCGCAAGCCCCCGCGCUCCCCUCACACACGCCGGCCUCGCCUGCCCAGACCCCGCGUGUGCCGCAACACUCCCCACGCUCUCCGCCGUCGCCCAGCUCGAGGCCCAGAUUCGCCAGCUCCUCGCCGCCUACCACGAAGGCGUCGUCGUAUGCGACGACCCCGCGUGCGCGCUACACACGCGCUCGCUGUCCGUGUACGGCUCGCGCUGUCUCGGACCCAAAGGACUGGCAAGGGAUUGCCGCGGGCGCAUGCGCUGGCGCAUCGGCGAAAGGGAUGUGUGGAACCAGUUGCUGUAUUUCCAGGCGCUCUUUGAUGUGGAGCGCGUUGGCAAGGGAGGAUCCGGGGGUGAGGAGGAAAAUAAGGCCAAAGUAAUGGCGGAGUUCAACCGCGAGAGGUGUGGGACGCUGGCGGGAGUUGUGGGAGCAUGGUUGGAGCGGAAUGGAAGGCAGUGGGUGCAGAUGGAUAGUUUGUUUGGGUUUGCGCUGAAGUGAGGGGGUUUUGUGGUUGGAUUCAGCGGGCGUUUGGAUG